Molecule: messenger RNA, 1270 nt
Organism: Dermacentor andersoni
Lineage: Eukaryota; Metazoa; Arthropoda; Arachnida; Ixodida; Ixodidae
Source: RefSeq, a predicted model, not a curated record
UAAUAUCACAUGCUCCCUAUGGGAGCCGUUGGUGCGCCUUAGUUCAGUGAGUUGCCGUAAUGUGACGCUACCCAGGUGGUACGACUCAUAGAGUUCUACACAAUAAUUGCACGACUAAUGCCCCUUUUAAGUGGCCUUAGUUACGACCAGGUACGACCAUGGAGGUACGACUAAAGACAGAGGCGACUGCUUGCAUCACGCGUGCGUGUGAGCGCGCGCCGCUGCCGUUCCGGUGGAGAAGCAGUAGACGCUCCCUCCCCGCGUCUGUCAGGUUAUCGCGCGUCUGUCAGUCUUCCUCUAACUUCCGUUGUGAGGCGCCACUCAAAUGGUACUCUCCCCUACGACUAUAAAGCAGGCGCGAACGCUAGCCGACGGGGUGAGUGAAACCAUUAAAGAGGUCUGUGUGCACUUUGCUCACUAGGUUGCGCUACGUUACUUCCUUUCUGGAGAAGCCUUUUAUUUUGCAUGGAGCUCCAUGCAUGUCGCAUAGUGAUAUGCAUAGAGUUUCCUGCGAAAAGCAUGGAGCUCCAUGGAUGUUGUAACGGUGAUCAUUGCUGCUCAAUUGGCGGUUCUGUUGAACUGCAUCGCGCGACUGUUGCGCGGGCCCUAACACUCAUCGCGUGUGCACGUUUCUUAAAUCUGCACGCGUCUGAAGGAUGAAAGUGGGGAAAUGAGGGCCGCAGCGCCUUCGUAUGGGCGCAUGGGCACCUCCUCUACGGCGUCUCCACGGACGCGACCACAGUUCCCAGGCGCUCUGAAGACGUCGCCUGUCAGUCGAGCCAGUUACACGAUCGUUCGGAGACCUCCAACGACGCAUGAUGAAGUCCGCGCGAUGGAGCCGACGGAGGAGCGCUCAAACCGCGGCGACCACAAGCCCCGCGCGGGCUACGGCUCCUCCACGACCGGUCUUCCUGCUGACGGGAGAGGUACAGCUUUCCUGACACUUCGUGGACGGCCGCGCAGCGUGAGAGGGCGCCUAAUCAAGCCGGUUCACUCCGUGCCAGAGCGACGCGACCACGAAUCAGGGGAGCAAGAUUACGAAAAAGAAGACUGGGAUUUAGAAUGCCCUUUGUCGAAUGGUUCUACCGCGGCUGGUGGAAACGACCAUAAAAUCGCCACAAAAAAGGAACCGAAGCGAGUACAUUGGGAAGAAGACGACCGACUGACGACUGUGUUUCCAGUGCCGAGGCGAAGCAACCACAGGAAAAUGGUGUCCGAGAAGUGUCAGAAAGCGGGCGACUGGAAUCAAGGCAAGUUUUCGCCGCUUUGA